This is a messenger RNA of Ruditapes philippinarum (Manila clam), 1339 nucleotides long. Its product is annotated as chitinase domain-containing protein 1-like. Gene Ontology annotation, molecular function: oligosaccharide binding; chitin binding. The transcript is spliced from 12 exons. Gene Ontology annotation, cellular component: extracellular region. The record is from RefSeq and is a predicted model, not a curated record. Bases 86 to 1270 code for a protein of 394 amino acids. Gene Ontology annotation, biological process: carbohydrate metabolic process. Lineage: Eukaryota; Metazoa; Mollusca; Bivalvia; Venerida; Veneridae.
CGGUACUGUACGGACGUUGUACGGUAUGUGACGGCACAUAUCUCAUGCGUUUCGGUGAUGUAGAUGUCAACCACCAAUAUUCACUAUGGACGUUAUGAGAGGACUUUUGUUUGCAGCUUUUGUUUUGAUGGUUGCACUAGAGGUUUCAGCAACCUUAUCAAAAAGUGAUAGAGGAAGGAAAAAGAAGAGUAAACAGGAAGAAGAGGUUCCAAAAUUAUCCGACAAGAAUGUUAAAGACAGAGGAUUGAUAAAUUCAGAUGUAAAAUGGAAGGAUAUAGUCAAUAAUCAUGCCACUUUCUGUGAGGUAGAAAAACACAAGAAGACAUUCCAGGGGGAGACACUUGGAUUUGUUACACCUUGGAAUAGCCAUGGUUAUGAUGUUGCCAAGACAUUCAAUAAAAAGUUUACAUAUGUAAGUCCAGUUUGGUUACAAGUAAAGAGAAAACCAGGAGGAGCAUUUGUAAUUACUGGUGGACACGAUAUUGACAAAGGUUGGGUAUCAGAUGUCAAGAAAAGCAAAUCAACAAAAAUGGUGCCUCGUAUAUUGUUUGAUGGUUGGUCAGGGAAGGAUUAUCAAGCAUUGUUCAGUAGUGAAGAUGUCAUAGAAGAUUGUAUAGAUACAAUUCUUGACUUUAUAAAGGAGAACAGUUUUGAUGGAGUUGUGGUGGAGAUAUGGUCCCAGCUUGGUGGAAAUGCCAAGAAAGAACUUGUUCAUUUUUUGAGUCACAUGGCAGAUAGUUUCCAUAAUGCCAAUAAAGAAUUAAUACUGGUGAUACCUCCUCCUGUAUAUGAUAAAAAUUCUCCUGGAAUGUUUGGAAAAGAAGAAUUUGAUCAGCUGGCUCCGAAGGUGGAUAAAUUUACUUUAAUGACCUACGACUUUUCAAAUCCUUCCAGACCAGGUCCUAACAGCCCAUUACCAUGGAUGAAACAAUGUGUAACUGUAUUAGAUCCUGCAGGAACGUCUCCAUACAGAUUUAAGAUAUUACUAGGACUCAAUUUCUAUGGCAACGAUUAUUGGUCAGGCACAGGAGAAGCUCUUUUAGGAAAUAAAUUUAUAGAAUUAUUACAGAAAUAUAAACCAAAGAUAGCAUGGGAUGAAAAUAUUGCAGAACAUUAUUUCCAGUAUACGGCUGGGAAGACAAAACAUGCCGUAUUUUAUCCAACACUGCACUCAAUCCAUGACAGAAUAAAGUUAGCAUCAGAACUUGGCAUAGGAAUAUUUAUAUGGGAAAUCGGGCAAGGCCUGGACUAUUUUUACGAUUUGUUAUGAAUAUUCUUUAAUUGUACUCUAUGUCUUUUUUAAUGUUUUAUUUUAUGAAAUUAAAUAUUUAUUUUUGUA